CUUCAUUAUGUUCUUCUUCCUUUAGAGAGAAACCCAAAAAGGCCAAAACCGAAGAAUUGAUUUUUGUGUUUAUCUUUCCUUUUACGAUGUGUUACGGUCACAAUCAAUCGUUGUCGUCGCGAAGCAGUCUCCGUCGCCGAUCGCAUGACGGAGAAGAUGAUUCAGUGGUAGACGAUCUUCGAGACCGGCUGGCGGAAACCGAGGCGCGGCUGAGAAGAGCAAGGGCGAGAGAAGCUGAGCUAAGCCGGAGGUUGGAGCAUAUGAAGAGAUUCGUUUCGGUGAUGGAGAUCAUUGAGACUUUCUUGGAAAGACGAUUCCAAGAGCAGAAAGAUCGAAUUGCUCGCCUUUUCUCUCCUGUAUCCACGAAAUAAAAAAGGCUUCUUCUUCCUUUUGUUUGUUUCUUCUUUUUGUUGUGGGAUCUCUUUAGUUUUGGUUGUCCCUUGUCUGUUUGUGUUUGAUAGUAGCUAAUUUCGAAGAACCAUAGAUUUUGUUUUGUUGAAGCUUAAGGUAAAAUGAAAAGCUAUGUGCUUUAUGUCCAUUUUCAUCAGGUUAUUUGUGUGUUAAGCUUGUCAAGUUUGAUCCUUUGUUAUUGAUUACUACAAUAUCUGGAUUCUAUAGCUUAAGAUGAUCAAAAUAUAGUGUUUUUGCC
This is a messenger RNA of Arabidopsis thaliana (thale cress), 649 nucleotides long. RefSeq lists its product as uncharacterized. Bases 87 to 371 code for a protein of 94 amino acids. The record is from RefSeq and is marked reviewed. The transcript has a single exon. NCBI's taxonomy places the organism in Eukaryota, Viridiplantae, Streptophyta, Magnoliopsida, Brassicales, Brassicaceae.